Molecule: messenger RNA, 369 nt
Organism: Thlaspi arvense
Lineage: Eukaryota; Viridiplantae; Streptophyta; Magnoliopsida; Brassicales; Brassicaceae
Source: the annotation of a GenBank genome assembly
AUGCGAAGGUUGGAUAAGAUCAGGGAUUCGAAUAGACAAAGCAAGCAACUAGAUGAACUUACAGAGAAGAUGAGAGAGUGUAAACGCCGAAGCACAUCGGCCAUGAUGAAUGGGAUGUUGCUAUGGAAAGACGCGACAAGAAAGUCGUCGCAGCUCUUUCCUCAUGAUCCGUUUUCUUUUCUUUUGUCCCUCAGGCUGACAUCGCUAGGAGUCUACAAAGCAGACUUGACAUUAUCUGUGAGGAGGCUGAGCAGGAUCUCAAUCCAACUGAUGAUGGAGACAUUGAAGAAGAAGCUGAGAUGUUGGAAACUCCCAUUUCCAAAGUCAAAUUUAACUCAUCUACAACUCCAUAAGAUUUCUCCAUUGUAG